AUGGAGAAAAAGAAACCCGCCUACUCAGCCGAGUUGCUCUGGGUCAAUCAUGAUUCGAAAAACAUGAAUGCGUUGCCAAACAGGCAAAAAGUCUCCAGCCACAUCCAAAGACACUACAGGUCAUGGCAGAGAAAGGCAUCGGCACAGGAGCUGAGGAAUUCAAAAUUUUUGACCAACAGGGCUCUGCGUUCUUCUGGCCACGAACUUGCACGAAGCAAUGUAAGCGACACAAGGAACGACACCUCAGACGAGACCCAGGCCGCAUCCCAGAGCGCCCAAUUCCAUGCAUCCGUAACCAGGCGUUUCCGCGGGAACUCCGACCCCUUCGACGCCCAUGCCGUCAGAGUCUGCCCUCGUGUGAACGACAUCCUCAAAUUCUAUCGCGACUACGCCAUCCCAUCGCAAUACCACACCGGACCCGACGGGUGGAAAACCACGGCAGCCGCCAUGGACGACUGGAAAGACGCCGUCCAGUCCCUGCACGAGAGAGGCGGCGCGCUGGGCUUCCUCGCACGCUGGGCGCAGGUCGCUUCAAACGUCACGCAGAGCUCUGAACUCGCGGUCGAGGCUCUGCGGUUCCGGUCGCAGAGCACGACGAUCUUGCAUGAGAAGCUCAAGCGCGAGUCCGGGACGAUCUCGAAGUCGACGUACUGGCACAUGCACACCCUGUACACGGCCGAAACGCUAGCCGGCAACCCACGGGCGGCAUGGCUGCACGCAACAAUCAUGCAACAAAUCCUUCGACAGCACAGCGAAAAGGGCCAGAUGGAGCUCACGUACCUGCGAUAUUUUCUCUACAACGAGAGCUCGGCGUGCUGCAUGUUCAUGACGCGCCCCGUGCUCGACUAUGAAACUUGGGUCCCGCAGAUGUUCAAACCGGCGUGGCGGCAAGCGGGUGAAGAAUUGGCCUCUCUCAAAAUAGAGUACAACACGAUGCUCGACCCGUCGAUUGAAUGCUGGUUCCUGAAGAACAUGUUCCUCUUGCAGCGCGAGGACCUGGAGGUCUGGCGACACGCGUCGUCUCGGGCGGAGGAUCUGAGCCCGUCCAUGUUCAUUUGGUUCGCUGCACGGCACUCGAUCCACCAGGCCAGGUUGGUCAAAUAUGCAUUGGACCGGGCCGACGAGGCGAGGAGCGAGGAGAAGCUUGGCAUGAAGUAUUUCAAAAACGCCUACCUGGCUUUGACGGUAGUCUACUGGACCCGACUGAUCGCGGGGAGUGACACCAUCAUGGGCGUGGAGAUUUUCGCCACCAAGAGGCCGUUGUUGAAGGCCAUCAGGGAGUUACUGGACGAGGAGGAGGCGGCCAUCGGGCUGGACGCGGCGUUUGGAAACAAGAACGCAAGGCUGUGGGCGCUGUAUGUGGGCGCACAGGCUGAGCAGCAACUUCCCUCAGACGCCGAGGACAAUAGCAACAAUACAUGGGGGACGAAGUGGUUCAGCGAGGCGUUUUCCUUGCAGGCCGCAAGGAUGAACCUGCUGUCUUGGACCUCCGUGCAAAGCGUUCUGGAUGGGUUUCUGGAUCACAACAUCACCGAGCCCCAUGGGGAGGAAUUUGUGCCCCGUCUCCUUCGACCGCUGGCCCCAGUCGCCGGCUAA
Molecule: messenger RNA, 1596 nt
Organism: Exophiala spinifera
Lineage: Eukaryota; Fungi; Ascomycota; Eurotiomycetes; Chaetothyriales; Herpotrichiellaceae
Exons: 2
Coding region: 1-1596 (531 amino acids)
Source: RefSeq, a predicted model, not a curated record